Molecule: messenger RNA, 4521 nt
Organism: Monosiga brevicollis MX1
Lineage: Eukaryota; Choanoflagellata; Craspedida; Salpingoecidae
Exons: 23
Molecular function (GO): ATP hydrolysis activity; ATP binding; nucleic acid binding
Source: RefSeq, a predicted model, not a curated record
AUGGAGCAACGCGCCGCCCGAAAAUUGGCGACAAGCGCCUUGCCCGCUGCCGAUCAUGCCACCAUUACGGCCUGUCUGACCGUUCUUCAUGAACUCGCCGAUGCCGACGCUGCAGCCCUGGACCAGGCCGACGAGGAGGGCGGGUCCAUCCCCCUCCCAGCGCCAAACAAAGACGUCCACGAGCCUUCGUCAAGCCUGUCACGCCGCAUCUUUGGCGCUGGCGUCAAGCUCGAUACCCCCAUACCCAUCUCCCUGGAUGAUCUCUUACGUCGAGCCGAAGCCAAUCGCGUCCGCCAUCGCCGCACAGCCGCCACUGCAAACGCCUCCGCCCCGACCAAACGUCGAGAACCCCGAACCACCCCCUCGCAUGGGUCCGGGCACAGCGCAGCCAGCGCCCAGUCGGCCGCAGCGGCUGCACCUCGAGCACGUCCCACCUCCACGACGACCGCCGCAGCUGCAGCCGGCCCGCCUUCUGGCCAGCAUGGUGAUGGGUGGCUGCUGGCCGCUUGCCUCGAAGCCUUUAAUCCAGACGUCAAUCUGGCCCAGCAGAUUGCCGCCUCCGUGCUCACUGAACUUCGUUCCACAAAAAGCGACGAUGAAAUGCAAUUUCAACUCAUCAACCUCCUGGGUGUUGAACGGUUCGAUUUGAUUGCCGAGAUCUUGCAGCAUCGCCGCGAGAUUGCCGCCGCUCCACUCACCGGCCAAGUCCGCAGCGGUGCCAGUGUCGCCGGCAACGCCAGUGCGCCUCGCGCUCAGCCAUCUAUUGUCAGCAGCAUCACCGUUCAGACUGCCGCUGAAAAGAAAGAACUCAAAGAGCUGCGCAAGCAGGAGAAGCGGCUGGCCAAGGUGGCGGCCAAACAGCGCAACGCAGUGGAUGAGUCAGCCAUGUCUGAUGAGGAUCGCCUUGCGGCUCUGCUUGGGUAUCGCCCCGAGGAUGCCUUGGAAGUCCGGCGCGCAGCACUCGACCGAGCGGCCCAGCAACCUAUUUUCACCGCCGCAGCCCAGGCGCCCCGCGCUGAAAAGUAUCCCUUUGUCUUUGACUCAAAGCAAGAUAUUCAGGUCGCUUCCGCCUACAUUCAGGGCUCAAAGCUGAUGCUCCCAGCCAAUACAAUUCGCGAGCAAGAUGGCCGACGGGAGGAAGUCACCAUUCCACCCCCAGAGCGCCGCCCUCCCAUGACCUCAGAACGUCGCAUUCGCGUCGACGAGCUCAACCCCAUCGGCCGUCUCGCCUUUCAGGGGUUUGAAGCCCUGAAUCGCAUCCAAAGCAUUGUAUACGAGACUGCUUAUAAAACCAAUGAGAACCUGCUGGUCUGCGCGCCUACAGGCGCUGGCAAGACCAACAUUGCCAUGCUAAGCAUCCUACGCGCGGUCGAGCAGCACGUAGAGCAAGGCGUUAUCCAGAAGGACAAGUUCAAAAUGGUAUACGUGGCUCCGAUGAAGGCCCUCGCCGCAGAAAUGACGGCGUCGUUUGCCAAGCGCCUAGCCCCGCUCAACUUGAGCGUCAAGGAGCUUACAGGUGACAUGCAGCUCUCCAAGGCGGAGAUUAUGGCAACCAACAUGCUCGUGGUUACGCCCGAAAAGUGGGACGUGGUCACUCGCAAGAGUACGGGCGACGCUGCGCUUUCCCAGCUUGUGCGCCUGCUCAUCAUCGACGAGGUCCAUCUUUUGCACGACGAGCGUGGUCCCGUCAUUGAAAGCCUGGUUGCUCGUACUCUUCGCUUGGUCGAGUCAUCUCAGAGCAUGAUUCGCAUUGUUGGUCUGUCGGCCACCCUGCCAAACUAUGUCGAUGUUGCCGCCUUUUUGCGAGUGAAUCCUUACAAGGGCCUUUUUCAUUUUGAUGGCGGGUUUCGCCCCGUGCCCCUGCAAACUACGUUCAUUGGUGUCAAGGCCAAGAAUCGCUUCAAGGCCGCCAACGACAUGGACGAGUGCUGCUUCGAGAAGGUUCUCGAAAAUGUUGAGCGUGGCGAGCAAGUUAUGAUCUUCGUGCACGCUCGCAAUGCUACCUUUACCACGGCCUCCAAAAUGGUCGAGCUAGCCCAAGGUCAAGGCGUGUCCUCGGUGUUUGACUGUUCCGAUGCCGGCGUGGAAUACGAGAGCGCUAAGAAAGCCAUCAUGAACUCUCGCAACAAACAGUUGAAGGAACUUUUCUCCAAGGGCUUUGCCAUCCACCAUGCGGGCAUGAUGCGCUCGGAUCGCAACCUGGUCGAAAAAUAUUUUGCCAAAAAGCUCAUCAAAGUGCUCUGCUGUACGGCCACUCUGGCUUGGGGUGUCAAUCUUCCAGCGCACGCCGUCGUGAUCAAGGGCACUCAGCUCUAUGAUGCACAACAGGGCAAUUUCGUUGACCUGGGCAUUCUCGACGUACAGCAGAUUUUUGGUCGCGCUGGCCGACCCCAAUUCGACAGUUACGGCGAGGCAUACUUGAUCACGUCCCAUGACAAGCUGUCCCACUAUUUGUCCCGCAUCAUGAACCAAAAGCCGAUCGAAAGCAAUUUCAAAACCCGAAUCAAUGACAACCUCAACGCCGAGGUUGCGUUGGGCACUGUGACCACAGUGGAGGAGGCCAUUGAGUGGUUGAGCUAUUCUUACCUCUUUGUUCGCAUGCGCCGCAAUCCAAUGGCGUAUGGCAUCACGCCCACACAGCGUCAAGAUCCCACGCUGCGCCAAGUGCGCGAGGAAAUCAUCAUAGCCAGUGCGCGUUGCCUGGAUGACGCUCGCAUGAUCCGCUUCCAAGAAGCGGCCGGCUUUCUCAAUUCGACAGACAUGGGUCGGAUUGCCAGCCACUUUUACAUCCGCGUUGAAAGCAUCGAAACCUUCAAUGAGCUCAACAAAAACGUCAUGACCGAGGCAGACAUCCUGGCCAUGGUCAGCCGGUCUCAAGAGUUUGAGCAAAUCAAGUCUCGCGAUGAAGAAAUGGACGAGUUGAAGCUGCUUCUGGACGACGCCUGCGUGUUGCAUCCCGUCAAGGGCGGUAUCGAGAACACUUACGGCAAAGUGAACAUUCUCCUCCAAGCCUAUAUUUCGCAAGCACCAAUCUACUCGUUUUCCUUGAUUUCCGACAUGAACUACGUGGCUCAAAAUGCCGGUCGUAUCCUGCGUGCGCUCUUUGAAAUGGCCGUGCGCCAGAAUCGCGGUACCAUGGCCAGCACGCUGCUACGGCUGUGUAAGUGCGUGGAUCGCCGCCAGUGGUAUGGACUCAACUCACCCCUGCGUCAGCUGGAUCACUACUUGAAACCAGAAGUGCUCUACAAGAUUGAGAGCCGUAAUUUGACCGUGGAUGAUUUGCGUGAGAUGGACAAGAGCGAGAUUGCCGAUUACUUGCGCAGCCCCGCCAUCGCCGAGCGGGUGCAGCGCGCAGCAUGGAUGAUUCCCAGCAUCGAUCUCGAAGUGAACCUCCGCCCGAUUACACGCACCGUGGUUCAGGUGACUUUGACAAUUACGCCUGCUUUCGAGUGGAACAUGAAGUACCACGGUGGCAGCCAGCACUUCUGGAUCAUGGUGGAAGAUCCCGCUACGGAGCAUCUUUAUCACUCUGAGCUGUUUGCUUUGCACGCUGACAAGUGCCGAAGCCGCAAUCCUGAGGACCGCGUUCAAUCGCUUUCUUUCACCAUUCCCAUUUUUGAACCCCUGCCACCACAAUAUUACGUGCGAGCCAUCAGCGAUCACUGGUUGGGGUCGGAAACGGUUGAACCCGUCACUUUUAAGCACUUGAUUCUUCCCGAGCUGCAUCCGCCACACACCGACCUUUUGGACCUGCAGCCGCUGUCCAAGGCGGCCUUCAACGACCCACGCAUCGAGGACCUCUAUCGCUUUACCCAUUUUAAUCCCGUGCAGACGCAGGUGUUUCACACGGUCUAUCACACCGACCACAACGUCCUUUUGGGCGCUCCUACGGGUUCGGGUAAAACGGUGGUGGCCGAGUUGGCUCUUUACCGCCUCUUUCGGGAACACCCCGGCAAGAAGGCCGUGUACAUCGCGCCCCUCAAGGCUCUGGUCCGUGAGCGCAUGGACGAUUGGCAAAUCCGCCUUCAACAAAAGCUUGGCCGCCGCGUGGUCGAGCUGACCGGUGAUGUCACGCCCGAUGCACGAGCCAUUGAGCGCGCGGAUGUGAUUGUGACCACCCCAGAAAAAUGGGAUGGUAUCUCGCGUUCUUGGCAAAAUCGUGACUAUGUCCGCAAGGUCACGCUCGUGAUUAUUGAUGAGAUUCAUCUGCUGGGUGGUGACCGUGGGCCUGUCAUCGAGGUGAUUGUGUCCCGCACCAACUACAUCUCAGCACACACUUCUCACAAAGUGCGCAUCGUGGGUUUGUCCACGGCUUUGGCCAAUGCUCACGAUCUGGCCAACUGGCUGGGGAUUACUCGCGCCGGCCUGUUCAACUUCAAGCCAUCGGUUCGGCCCGUCCCGCUGACCAAGCAUAUUCAGGGUUACCCUGGCAAGCACUACUGCCCGCGAAUGGCUACCAUGAACAAACCCACCUACGCCGCCAUUCGCACACACAGCCCAGAAAAACCCGUGCUAGUCUUU